UACCAUUACAUCACACAUAGUCCUACUCAAUUCAAUUCAAUUCAAUUUUUAGAGUACUCCAAGAGAUACCACUACUACUAAUCAAACCACUCUUUCUUCUCUUCUCUUUCUCCUUGCGUGUUUCAAGAGUCACAACAAUUAAUGGGCGCGAAGAAGAUCCAUACCGACGGCGGCGAAAACCACGAUGCCGGAAAGAAAGACGACACCACCACCACCGUGGUCUUGAAAGUCGACAUGCAUUGCGAGGGUUGCGCUUCCAAAAUCGUCAAAAACCUUCGCGCUUUCAAAGGUGUGGAGACGGUGAAGGCGGAGAGCAACACCGGGAAGGUGACAGUUUCCGGCAAAGUGGACCCCACAAAGUUGAGGGAUAGCCUGGCGGAGAAGAUAAAGAAGAAGGUGGAGCUGGUGUCUCCGCAGCCGAAGAAGGAGAAGGAGAAGGCGGAGAACAAAGACAAAGACACUGAAACCAACAACAAAGCAGAGAAGAAAACUGAAGAGAAGAAAAUCAACAAAGACAAACAGGCGGUGACUACGGCGGUUCUUAAGGUGCCACUGCACUGCCAGGGAUGCAUUGACAGGAUUGGCAAGUUUGUGUUGAAAACCAAAGGAGUUGAAGAAAUGUCCAUGGACAAGGAAAAGGAUACGGUGACAGUGAAGGGGACAAUGGAAGUGAAAGCACUUGUGGGGAAUCUGACAGAGAGGCUGAGGAAGAAGGUUGAGGUGGUCCCUCCAAAGAAAGACAAGGACAAUGACAACAAGGAAGAAGGUGCUGGUGGUGGCAAGAAGAAGAACAAGGGCAAUGGUGGUGGUGAAGGAGGAGGAGAUAAUAAUGAGAAAGAUGAGGGGGUAGAUGGCAAGUUAAUAGAACACAACAUGAGGGGAUAUUUGGCUCCUGCUGCAGCAUUUGGGUUUGGUGGUUAUGGUUAUAAUAAUGGGUAUGGAUAUGGACCCUAUGCUGGUGGCAACAUUGGUGGCGGCUAUAACUAUGGACCGCCAGGACCAGUUCAUCCGGAGCAGUUUCAUCACUUUCAGUUAAUGCAUGCACAACAACCACCACCUCACCAAAUGUUCAGUGAUGAGAAUCCGAAUGCUUGUUCUGUCAUGUGAUGAUGAGGUGUCAAAGCUUUCAUUCAAUUGGGUUAUGAUGACGGUCAUUUCAGGACAGGGGAAAAAAGAGUACUAGAAAGUAGUAACUAGAGGCUAGAUAAGAAAAACAAAAGUAGAGUCUUUCUAUAUUCCUUUAUCACUUUGUUAAUCUUUCUUGAAAUUCCACGGAUGCUUUUGAUAUGUGUUUGUGCUAGUAAGAAAAGGGUUUUGAUGUGAUUAAAUUAACCAAUAGUUUUGACAUUAUGCCUCUAACUUACUUAUAAUAUAGUUAGAAGCAUGUCCAUUUUCAAUUUAGUAAGUGAAGUAUAGGCUAAGAGUGGUGUGAAGGUAGUGUUUCUAUAUGGUAAUGCCAAUUUCAGAAUUUGUUAUGAGCUAAUGAAUAAUGUAAAUGAUAAUAUGGAAGAUUCUUUCUCCAGUUGGUUAUAA
This is a messenger RNA of Lotus japonicus, 1533 nucleotides long. RefSeq names its product heavy metal-associated isoprenylated plant protein 3-like. The record is from RefSeq and is a predicted model, not a curated record. Lineage: Eukaryota; Viridiplantae; Streptophyta; Magnoliopsida; Fabales; Fabaceae. Gene Ontology annotation, molecular function: metal ion binding. Bases 142 to 1107 code for a protein of 321 amino acids. The transcript has 5 exons.